Linum tenue is the source of this 1114-nucleotide messenger RNA. NCBI's taxonomy places the organism in Eukaryota, Viridiplantae, Streptophyta, Magnoliopsida, Malpighiales, Linaceae. The record is from the annotation of a GenBank genome assembly.
GAGUCUAUUCUGUUGACAAAUCCCUGUAGUUUGUUGACUUCAAUCUCCUUCGGUGGAGUCGUCUUCAGACUUCAAAUGAAAUGAUGGGUUUGGCAUAUCAUCAUCAUCACCACAAGACUCUGUUUCUGUCUUUCCUCUGUUCCAUAUAUGGACUAAAUCUUUUUAUCAUAAACCUCUGAGAUUUCACGGCUGGAUGGCGUCCAUGGGUUCUCCAGUGGAGAGCAAUUCUAGUACCACUGGUGCUUCGAAAACGGUGUAUGUAGCUCUGGGCAACGAUCUGCAAGAAGGGUUGAAGACGCUUGAUUGGACUCUGAGAAAAUGGAGUUCCAGCAUCUCCAAAAUCGUCAUUCUUUAUCUGGCCCCCGAUUGCUCCAACGAUGUCGUCAACACCCACUUUGGGAAGGUGCUGGCAAGCUCCAUGAGCGACGAGAAGCUCGAAGCUCUCAGAAACUACGAGCAGCGGAAAGUCGACAAGUUAUUGUCCGAGUAUAUAGCUUACUGCGGAAAGGGGGUGAGAGCGAAAGUGAUGAAACUGGAGAAAUCGGAAGAGCCGAUUGAGAGGGCGAUGGUGGAAUUGAUAUCAAAGCACAAAAUCUCGACGCUCGUAAUUGGGAUUUCAUUCUUGAAAUUCUCCCCUUCUUGGAAGAAAACUCGGAACACGAUUGGUGCUCUGUUCUAUAUCCAUCAGAAGAAGGCAAAGUGGUGCGAGAUGUGGAUAGUGUGCGGCGGAAAAUUGGUGCGCGUGACAGUUGGAGAAAGCGACGAGGGCGUGGCGAUGGAGGACGAAGAGGGGAAAGCGAUUCCUAGCUUCAGGAGUAGUAGUACUGGUGGUGGCGGCAGUUCGUCGUCGUGGCUUGGAAGAGUGUUCAGUGAAAACCAGAGAAAGAAGCGGUCUUCUUCUUGCAGAGAAGGUCGAGGAGGCGGCGGCGGAGGAGAUUGUUGGGAGAGCAACGGUGUGGAGAUCGAGAAGUAUCUGGAGGAGUUGACGAUGAAGAUGGGUGGUCUUAGUUUCGAAGCAGAGACCGAGGAGCAGAGGAUGACUUCUUCUACUUCUUCUGUUCAGCAGCAGGGAGAGGAAGGUGAUUGUUGUGUGCUUUCGCGUAAGAUCGGGUGA